UUAUGCUGCUCCCGUUUGACACCGCCUUUUCAGAUGUGAACCAAUCAAAACGGAGAGCUGAGACCAGAAUAGAAAGCCAGCCAAUCACAGCGUCCUCUCUGCACAGCGCAUUAACGACCCGCAGACACAAUUUUCCUCAUCGUUACAGUGGAUCAUGAUGGUUAAGGAGUUGCGGCGCGAAUAAAUGGUGUGAAAUACUCCGUUUAAUUCGGAAAAUUGCGAUUAUUUGUCCUGCUUUGAUCGUUUUUAUUGCUGCUCCGUGGGGAAAUAGCCAGGGCUUUGAGGGCGCUCAGUGUUUUUAGAGCCCGAAAUAGUCGCUGUCAGGACUACUGUUUUGUUGAUGUCAUCCGCGGUGGAGCUGUUAGCGACCUUCAGUUUGUAGGAAAGACCGGGAUAAACAAAGACUGGUUUGAAGGUGGUUUUUUCCCCCCUUGUCUGUUUUGUUUUCCUUGCCGGUGUCACCAGCAACGAGGAUGGGACUAUUGCUGCCCUGCAUUCUGCUGUUAUCCGUCUCCACUUUCACAGCCGGUUUAGAUUUUCAGCAGGGAUCCAAACCCUUCGGACAGUCGGUUUUCGUGAGGCGUUCGUACAUUGAAGAGAAAGCUGCGAAAAUCGCCAAGAGGUCUCUGCCUGCAUGGCUGGCUGCAUCUCCAAACCACAAGAUAAAACGAAGGAGCACCGAGCAGGGCGACUCCUGCAAAGCUCUUCAAGGAUUUGAAACCAAGUUAGAAGGCAACACCCACCGUUUUACCUUCAAUGACCUGAGUGGGUCAGUGUCGCUGGCCUGGGUUGGAGAUGGCACCGGGGUCAUCCUGGCUUUGACGACUUUUCAAGUGCCCUUCUUCAUGAUAAGACUUGGGCAGUCUAAACUCUAUCGAAGUGAGAACUAUGGGAAGUCCUUCCAGGAUGUGACCAACCUCAUCAACAACACCUUCAUCAGAUCAGAGUUUGGCAUCGCAAUCGGCCCUGAGAACUCUGGGAAAGUGAUCCUGACAGGCGAAGUGUCUGGAGGUUAUGUGUCUCGGAUCUUUGUCUCCGAUGACUUUGGAAAGACUUUCACCCACCAGGACCUGCCCUUCAUCCCUCUCAUGCAGAUCAUAUACAACCCUGAGAAUUCCAAUGUGCUGCUGGUCAUCAGCAACAAUAAUGAACUGUGGCUGUCUGAAGAUUUUGGCAGAAGCUGGAAAAAGCUCCAUGACAUGGUGUGUCUGGUGAAAUGGGGGAGGAAAAAUACCCUCUUCUUUACAGCCAACCUUAACGGAUCCUGCAGUGAUCGGGGAAUGCUGGAACUGAGGAGGACGACAGACUAUGGUAAAACCAUCAAGACUGUCGCCAGUAAGAUCUACUCCUUCGGCCUGGGUGGACGCUUCCUCUUUGCCUCUGUAAUGACAGGCAAGGGCACUCUGAGAAUGAUCCACGUGUCAGUGGACCAGGGGGAGACGUGGAACAUGGCCCAGCUGCCUCCUGUUGGUCACGAGCAGUUCUACUCCAUCCUGGCAGCAAACGAUGAAAUGGUCUUCAUGCAUGUUGACGAGCCUGGAGAUACAGGAUUUGGUACCAUUUAUGUAUCAGAUGACCGGGGAACUGUGUACUCCAAGUCACUGGAGCGCCACCUUUACACCACCACAGGAGGCGAGACAGACUUCACCAACGUCACCUCCCUGCGUGGAGUUUUCGUCACCAGCGUCCUGGCAGAAGAUAACUCUGUGCAGACUGUGGAGUCCUUUGAUCAGGGAGGGGAAUGGGUUCCUCUGCGUAAACCGGCCGAAAGCAAGUGUGAUGCUACAGCCAAAGACCCCAACAAGUGCAGCCUCCACAUCCAUGCAUCCUACAGUACUGCUAUGAACCUGAAUGUCCCCAUGCUGCCUCUGACUGAAUCAAACGCAGUCGGUCUCAUCUUAGCUCAUGGGAGUGUUGGUGACGCCAUCUCAGUCAUGAAGCCAGAUGUGUAUGUGUCUGAUGAUGGUGGCUACACCUGGAUAAAGGCCCUCGAUGGGCCCCAUCACUAUGCUAUUCUGGACUCUGGAGGGCUGCUGGUUGCCGUGGAGCACAGCCCCACUCAGCCUAUCAACAAGAUCAAAUUUUCCACUGAUGAAGGACAGUGCUGGGGUGUGUACACGUUUACUGAUGACCCAGUCUACUUCACUGGGCUGGCGUCAGAGCCGGGAGCUCGCUCCAUGAAUGUCAGUAUCUGGGGCUACAGAGACUCCCUUAUCAGCCAGUACUGGAUCUCCAUCACCAUCGACUUCAGGGAUCUUCUCACCAGAGACUGUGAAGACAAGGACUAUGUGCAGUGGUUGGCCCACUCUGAUGACAUCAGUGACCCCAAUGAUGGGUGCAUGCUGGGCUACAAAGAAAGGUUCCUGCGUCUCAGGAAAGAUUCUGUUUGUUGGAACGGACGAGAUUACCAAGUCAACACCCAGCCAACCCCGUGUCCGUGCACUCUGGAUGACUUCCUGUGUGACUUUGGAUACUACCGUCAAGAGAAUAGCUCUGAGUGUGUGGAGCAGCCGGACCUGAAAGGCAAAGUGCUGGAGUUCUGUCUGCAUGGCAAAGAAGAGCAACUGCAGACUAGUGGCUAUAGGAAAAUCCCUGGAGAUAAAUGUGAGGGAGGACAGAUGCCUGAGCGUAAAGAGAUCGACCUCAGUAAGAGGUGUGUGAGCGACCUGCUGGGCCCAGAACUUCUGAUUGACAGUCGGCCCUCCAAGUCUGUAGCCAUCGUGGUAACGGUCAUCAUCGUCAUGCUGCUGAGUGUCGCAGCAGGAGUUGUCUUUGUCAAAAAAUAUGUCUGUGGUGGCAGGUUCUUGGUUCACAGGUACUCAGUGCUGCAGCAGCAUGUUGAGGUAAACACUGUUGACGGGGUGGACGACCCGCUGGAGACGAACCACACUCACAAUGGCAAGAUCGAGUUUCAUGACGACUCAGACGAGGACCUGCUUGAAUAACAGGCACAACCUGUCAUGCAUCUGAGCAACAUGUUUCCAGUCCACCCCGUGGACGGCUGCUGUUCCUGUCAUUUUUUUUGUCUCCAGCUACUUCUUCUUUUCAACUUCUCGUAAGAACUUUGGCCUCAGCUACCAGACAAAGAGUCUGUGUCAAUCUGCUGUCAUCUAUGAAGUAUAAUGAAUGUAUGGAAGCUUUCCUGGACUAACGUCACAGUCGAGAACUACUGUAUGAAGGAGGGCUUGUAGUGUUGUGCUUCACUUACUGAUUCUAUUGAUUGAGUUUGAAUCCUUUGAAUCUCCAAGUUAUUUAUUUUAUGGAAUGAAGAAGUGGAGGAAUGAGGAAGUGAUGCACUAAUUUGAACUACUGAUAGAACUGGAGUGAUGGGUUUUGAAUCAAAGCUAGCUGUAUAAGUCCACUACCAUCGCAUUACGGGUCCUGCUUCUCCCAUCACCUGGGAGCGCUCCUGGAAAUAUUCCUCAGUUCUGUUGAAGAUCUCUUUUCUUUUUUUUUUCCAUGCACUUGUACAUAAACCUGUUUUUCCUUGACAUUUUUGUAAUGGGGUCUCAAUUCGGUCGGUGUUCAAAAACUUUGCUGGUUAAUAACUCUCCCAGACCCCAUGAGUCUUAAUCCCUACUUUGAGUAAGUAUUUUGCUGGUCAAAAAGUUUGUCCACGGAUGACCAGGAGUAUGUAAAUCUUUAGCUAUUUUUUUUUUUCUUUAAUCUGAAACCUGCUGUUGUAGUCUGGAUCUGGAAUUGAAGACUGCAUACUUUUGGUUUUCCAUGGCACUGAGCUCCAUGGUUGAAGUAAUAAGAUACAAAUGGGAAUUCUCAUUUGCAUUAGCUUUGAUAGCAAUAACAUAUUCAGAUUCAGUAUCUUGUCCAUGCACGUUAAAUAAUCCUACUGGCACCAUAUUGCUCAUGUUAUCCAGUUAGUUUGAUGCCCGGAGAUAUAAUUGCGUGAAAAACAUUACGCAUCAGUGUAUAGGACGGUUAAAUGUGUCUUGUUUCAAGACAGAAUUUGUUCUGCAGUUCUAACUGCCUAAAGCACAAGGUAUACUUAGAAUGUGUAGUCUAACAUUUUUCCUAAAUGUGACCUAAUGAUUCACAUGAUCACUAGUCAUAUAGUCAUGUCUGUAAUCAUUUGAGCAGUUUUUGUACUACCUGAACUUUUAAACUUGUGUGACAAAUGACCAGCUGUGGUUUGAAGAUGUUCAGAAAUAAUUAUAGUUUGAUAGUAAAUAUCUGCAGAUAUUUUUUACAACUGAUUCGGAUGAAUACAUCGAUAUAAUUUGGUGACAGAAGUAGUGUGAAAAAACAAUUCAAUUAUGUAAAUGUUGUAGCAUAAUUAACACUGUACUUUAUUAGGAAAAGUUGACAGACAUGGUUGUGUAAUUUGAAACACUGUGUGAGAAUGUUUGUUUGGUAUGUGGUUUUUGCAUCUUAGGUGGAGCAAAUUCUGCAAAAAGGCAGGGUUACUGCAAGUUCCUCACAGUGAACUGCUGUUUUCUUUUCAGUCGUCCUGAUGCUUUUGUCAUUUUGAAGCUAAACUGGCAAAUGACUUGCAACAGAUCUGUUCGUUCACAUCAAGUCUUAAAGGUUUUUUCUUCUUCAUUUAAACAUGUUGCACAAUUAUUUGCCCGUCUUGUGUUAAAUACGUUGCUUUCCUACAGGUUUUAUUUAAUUGUGACUAGGAGGUUCAGAGUGCAGUAAAUUGGGUGUGAUUAUACAAGUGCCUGGUGUGAGGAUAUGAAAUGAGACCCUCCUGCUGCGUGACCAGCAUCUAUUUACUGAUAGUUAUAUCGUUUAAUGUGCAGCAGGUUUCCUACAUACACCCUUAAGUUGUACUUGUUGCCUAAGAUGAGUGCUUGAGCAGCAAAGGAAUUGUCUGUUUCACAAGAGUUCCCAUUAAACUGCAUGUUAACUUUCAGUAAUAUUUAAAUCCACAGAGCUUUGUGAAGAAAGUAGCCUUCAGUGACCUGGUUUUUCUCUCAUUCCUAAAUUCUUCCUGUGAUACUUUGACAAUAGUCAGUUCAAAUAACAAACGCAGAUUGAAUAGUGUUACUGUGUAGCUACUUUACACUGGGAGACACCUGGAAAGUUCUUAUUUAAUGAUUUAUUGCAAGUGAAGGUAACACAUUUUUCUUACAGUUUAAAACUGCUGUAUAAAUUAAGUCUUUGUGAUGGUUCUGUAAAUAUACAAGGUUACAUCUUUGUAUCUGCUAUGUUUCACUCUUCUGUAUAUUUGAGGCAGUUUUCCUGGGUUUGCCAAUAAAUUCAAAUGUUCCUCUA
Scatophagus argus is the source of this 5235-nucleotide messenger RNA. RefSeq names its product sortilin 1b (gene sort1b). Gene Ontology annotation, biological process: Golgi to endosome transport; vesicle organization; endocytosis. The transcript is spliced from 20 exons. Lineage: Eukaryota; Metazoa; Chordata; Actinopteri; Scatophagidae. Bases 474 to 2945 code for a protein of 823 amino acids. Gene Ontology annotation, molecular function: protein binding. Gene Ontology annotation, cellular component: membrane; Golgi apparatus. The record is from RefSeq and is a predicted model, not a curated record.